Molecule: messenger RNA, 1832 nt
Organism: Nilaparvata lugens (brown planthopper)
Lineage: Eukaryota; Metazoa; Arthropoda; Insecta; Hemiptera; Delphacidae
Product: phospholipase A1 1
Exons: 9
Coding region: 312-1736 (474 amino acids)
Biological process (GO): lipid metabolic process
Molecular function (GO): lipase activity
Source: RefSeq, a predicted model, not a curated record
GGGCUUGUGCGCGCGCGUGCCACUACCUUUCAUCCAGUUUGCUUCGCGCAUCCACGCUGUUGCCAUCAGCUGAUCCCAACUAUUUUUUACUCUUCUCUGUUUGUUAAGCGUGUUUUUGUCGGUUUAAUUGUUGUGUAAUACGGUUGUGCUUUGUUUUCGCCGAGCUUUGGAACAUUGUAACUGGUUGACUUCUUUUUGUUUGGAGUUGAUUUUUUGUAGCGUGAUGACCUUAUUGAGUGGUACUCGGUGUUGAAGCGGUGUGUUGAUUGGAUUGGUGAUCACUGGUGGCGCACUCACUGCGAUGAGGACACAUGGCUGCUCGCAUCGCUCAUUCCGGCAAAGUCUGUUUCUUCAUUCAUCUCCUUGGCAUCUGCUGCCUUCUCACAGGACAAAUAGUCAAGUGUCAGAAUCAUAAUGAAAUCGAUGCGCCUGCGCAGAAGGCAGUACCCGCCCUGCCGCAGACGCAAGACGACAACGAGCUGAAUUCGGUGACGGGCGUCAGGGACCUCUUCAACACGUCCUCCUGUGUCGAUCCGCCCCUCAAGUGCCCCCACUAUCGCAUUCAAUUUUAUCUAUACACCAGGUACAAAACAAACUAUCACUACUUCAUAAAUCAGCUACAUUAUUUCUAUGAAAUACGGCGUAUCUCAUCCAGAGAUUUUGAUCUGCAUAAAGAAAAACUUCGUGUAUCUUAUUGCAUCAACUCAACUAGAGUCAUCAUCCAUGGCUUUCAAGGCGGUCGAAACUUCUCUCCCAGCACUGAUUUGAGAGAUGCAUACUUUGAGCGAGGCGACUACAACAUAAUAAUAGUGGACUACUCGACACUGGUACGCAUCCCCUGCCUCAACCAGAUCGAGUGGUCGCCGCGCUUCUGCGCACAGUGCAUUGCGCAGAUGAUCGAGUACCUCAACGAGCAUCCACGAGGGGUGCCGCCGGACAAGCUGCACCUCAUGGGCUACAGCAUUGGGGCGCACAUUGCCGGCCUCACCGCCAACUUUGUCGUCAACGGAAAGCUCGGCCGCAUCACUGGCCUGGACCCGACAAUAAUCUUCUACAUGGGGAACAACGCGACGCGGGACCUGGACCCGAAUGACGCUCACUUUGUUGACGUGAUCCACACGGGCGCCGGGGUGCUCGGCCAGUGGGGACCCAACGGCCAUGCCGACUUCUAUGUCAACGGCGGCACCAGUCAACCCGGCUGUCUCUCCACCUCUAUUAUCAGAACGCUGUCUUGUGAUCACACAAAAGUGACGCCCUAUUUUAUCGAGUCAAUCAAUAGCAAAAAAGGAUUCUGGGCGGUAUCGUGCGCCAAUCGAGUUCUCUACAAUUUGGGCCUUUGCACGGGUCCUGAUGCCAAGUAUUACCUCAUGGGAGAGGACGCUUCUCCUAAAUUGAGAGGAAUAUUCUAUUUAAGUACAAAUGCUAACAAACCUUACGCACAAGGCCAUCCAAGAAGCAGGCCCAGGAGAAAUAGAAGACCCAGCAAUGCUACUACCUCCUCCUCCUCCAACACAGUCAGCAGUAGCAGUAACCAGCUCAACAGACUGCAGCAAUUUAGAACAACUGCUCAUAGGAACAACAACAAUCUAAGCAAUAGAAAUCAAAAUUCGAACACUAGAAAUCAAAGUUCAAACAAUAGAAAUCAAAGUUCAAACAAAAGAAACACAAACAAUAAUAGGCCUCAACGUAACAGCAAUAGAAAUAGGACUAGAAAUAAUAAGAGGCCAAAUCAAUAGACUGCAAAAAUGUGAUGCAAACUUUAUUCUUGCUACCAGAUCAUAUUUUGUGGAUUAUAGUUACUUAAGAAUACAACAAAUUUUUGUGCAAUAUAU